GUAUCCACGAUCUUGGAGCAUCGGUGUACCACUGCAGUUUGAUAGUGGAACGAGCUCAUGAAAUAAACAAAUUACCAGGGAGGGCUUGUUAUUCGCUGGCUCACACCGAAUCUUCAUCUGCUAUGCCAACUCAAAUGAAACCUUUAAAAGGUCCUGCCAAGACGAACUCUAGGGAUACCAACUUACCUACUAGGCACAACCUUGGAAUGCAUCUACCUCGCCUCAGUUUUAAACCUGCGCGGUCCUCCAGAAAUCGGACAGAAGGCCAAGGGCUGGCAACAGGCUCUAAUACCGGAGACUCUCAACUCUCAGACUGUCCUGCGCCUUCAACAGCUGUUCGAGCACGAUUUCCUUCCGAGAACACGACCAUCAGUGCAGGCGCUGCAAUCUUCCACAUCGCAUCAAAACGCGUCGUUCUUUGCUACCACACACGGGAUAAAUACUAUUUCCUCCCGAAGGGCCGCAAAAACUCUGGAGAGUCGCUGGAGCGCACAGCUGUACGAGAAGCAUGGGAAGAGAGUGGAUAUCGAGCGCGUUUGAUCGGAGGUGCUUGGCCUCAUAAGCAGACACAUGCUGAUGACUGCACGGAUGAUGACCAAGAUUUUGGGAUCAUCAAGCAAGACGGACAUGACAUCGUGGUCAAGUGGUCACUAGAUGCUGUCUGGACGGAAUUGAUACCUCUGCACCCGAGUCGGCCGCAGGCCCAGUAUAUUUUGUUCUGGUACAUCGCCGAAACACUUCCACCAAACUUACAACAUGAGCUUGAUACGCAAAGUUCCGACAAGAAAGUUUAUAAGCAUGCAAAGCCUAUGUCACAUUCCUUGACGAUCGAAGAGCGCAUCGCGAUGGAACCUGAAAAGUACAACCCUCCUCGAAUGGAGCAUACAGGUGUAGACUCGGAAGAAGCUUGGUAUACCGCAGUUCUUGUAGAUAUCCAAAAGGCACAGGAGCUUUUACUCGACGAAACUUCCGUCGACGUUGUCAAGAAAGGCUGGAGAGGCAUCUGUGAGCGUAGAGAAAUGGAAGACAAGUCUGGAAUGUCACACGUUCUGUCAAACGUUCAGCAAUGAGGUUAUGUAGAAGGACAUCCACACCUCUAGCGAUAUAUACAUGCAGGAUGCGAACACGUCAGCUAUAUCUCGAGAUAUGUGCGCGCAGCAGUAGCAGCUAAGUUUGAGAAGCAAAUAAGACGACUAGGACUCCAAGACGAAUGAUCGACAGGAAGCAGAUACUUUACAAAUCGAGCCAAUAUUACUGUCAAGAGAGUCCAAGGCGCAGUUCACACACCGUAGUUCACGUGUAACAUAGCUGCUAUCCUUCUCGUCUCUAAAUUG
Pseudovirgaria hyperparasitica is the source of this 1334-nucleotide messenger RNA. RefSeq lists its product as uncharacterized. Gene Ontology annotation, molecular function: bis(5'-nucleosyl)-tetraphosphatase (asymmetrical) activity. The transcript has a single exon. The record is from RefSeq and is a predicted model, not a curated record. The coding region runs from base 123 to 1070 and encodes 315 amino acids. NCBI's taxonomy places the organism in Eukaryota, Fungi, Ascomycota, Dothideomycetes, Acrospermales, Acrospermaceae. Gene Ontology annotation, biological process: AMP biosynthetic process; ATP biosynthetic process.